Venustampulla echinocandica is the source of this 561-nucleotide messenger RNA. RefSeq lists its product as uncharacterized. The coding region runs from base 1 to 561 and encodes 186 amino acids. Lineage: Eukaryota; Fungi; Ascomycota; Leotiomycetes; Helotiales; Pleuroascaceae. The transcript has a single exon. The record is from RefSeq and is a predicted model, not a curated record.
AUGUCGAAAGAUACCUUCGACGAAAUUCUAUCUUUAGAGGAGAGGUUCUACGACGAUGGAUACCAAGAUGGGUUAGCAGACGGAAUCAAGGCAGGCCGCAUCGAAGGCCGAACCAUGGGCCUAGAGAAGGGCUUUGAAAAAUACGUCAGAAGCGCGCGAUUAUAUGGAAAAGCCCUCGUCUGGGCAAACCGCAUGCCUGUCUUCUCAAAGGAUGCUAAAUCCAGCGGCCAAACACCGUCAGAGUCUAAUCCUGCCUCUGCUACGGAUGAUGGAGGCUCUGUAUCCCGAAAACCACUCCCUUCGCUACCGAAUAAUCAAAGGCUGGCUAAGCACAUAAAAGUCCUCCAUGCUUUGGCGGAGUCGGGGAGCCUUUCGACUGAAAAUACCGAGGAGGCGGUAGCUGAUUUCGAUGACCGGCUGAAGAGAGCACAGGCCAAGGUAAAGAUUAUUGAGAGGAUGGUUGGGGAAGUCAAUGAAGGGGGUGAUAGUGGUGUGGGGAAGCCGGUCCAGAGCAGCGGUGGGAAUAUCGAGGAUGCGAAUAUCAGGAAUGGCACCCUUUGA